This is a messenger RNA of Capra hircus (goat), 948 nucleotides long. Its product is annotated as olfactory receptor 5L2-like. The record is from RefSeq and is a predicted model, not a curated record. Gene Ontology annotation, molecular function: olfactory receptor activity; odorant binding; G protein-coupled receptor activity. Gene Ontology annotation, biological process: G protein-coupled receptor signaling pathway; sensory perception of smell. Lineage: Eukaryota; Metazoa; Chordata; Mammalia; Artiodactyla; Bovidae. Gene Ontology annotation, cellular component: membrane.
AUGGACAAGGAAAACUGCACUGCUGUGACAGACUUCAUCCUCCUUGGAUUCUCAGAUGCCCCUGAGCUCAGAGUCUUCCUCUUCCAGCUGUAUCUUUCCAUCUAUGGAGUCACAGUUUGGGGAAAUCUGGGCAUGAUUGCUCUCAUUCAGGUCAGCUCUGGACUCCACAUCCCCAUGUACUUUUUCCUCAGCCACUUGUCCUUUGUGGAUUUCUGUUACUCCACAAUCAGCACACCAAAGAUGAUAGCUAACUCACUAAAAGAAGACAGAGCCAUUUCCUUCCUGGAAUGCACUGUGCAAUUCUACCUGUUUUGCACAUUUGGGGUAACUGAGGUCAUUCUGCUGGCAGUGAUGGCCUAUGGUCACUUUGUGGCCAUCUGUGACCCACUGCUCUACAUGGUCACCAUGUCCCAAAAUCUCUGUGUGGAGCUGGUGUCUUGUUGCUAUCUCAAUGGUGCUGUAUGUUCUGUGAUUCACUUGUGUUUAGCUCUUCAGAUCCCAUCCUACAGAUCAAAUGUGAUCAACCAUUUCUUUUGUGAUCUCCCCCCUCUCUUGUUUCUUGCUUGCUCUGAUGUCAUUGUGAAUCAAUUGGUGCUAUACUCUGUGGCCAUUUUUUAUGAGAUCAUCACCAUCAUGGUCAUCCUCACGUCCUACCUGUUUAUUCUCAUCACCGUCCUGAGGAUGCACUCUACAGAGGGAAAGUGCAAAGCCUUUUCCACCUGUGCUUCCUACCUCGCUGCUAUCAUUGUCUUUCACUGAACAAUCCUCCUUUAUUGCCGGCCCCAAUCUGGCAACAGCAUGGAUACUGACAAAGUGGCCACAGUGUUCUACACUGUAGUGAUCCCCAUGGUGAACCCCUUGAUCUAUAGUCUGAGGAACAAGGAUGUGAAAGAAGCUCUCAGAAAAGUGGUGAGCUUCAAAAUAUUUUCCCAGAGAAUAUUUUCCUAG